UAUACAUAAUGACGAUUUGUAUAAAUUGUUUUAAACUUUCAUCACAUAUCAAUAAUAAAUUCAACCAACAUGUUCAAGGGAACAAAGAAUUACAUCAGGAUGACGACUGCUCCAACUGCUUCAGAAGCAGCAUCCAAGUUGAUCAGCUCAGAUUUGAAAGAAAUCGGAGACGCCACCAUGAAACUAGCCGAUCAUGUCAUGAAGCUCGGAGUCACCGGUGGUUUCAUUAACACCAGUCUUCAAUGUUUCGCUUGCUUCGUCGUCAUUUAUUUGCUGCUACUAGAUCGAACAAACUGGAGGACGAACAUAUCUAGUGUACUUUUGCUCCCUUACAUCUUGUUGACUUAUCCUAACUGGCUCUUCGAAAAUUUACACUUCGCAGCCCGCUAUGUCAGAUCAGGGUGGAUCGGUGUACUAAUGUGCUUGAGUAUCGGAUUCUAUUUGCUUCAAGAACACAUCAGAGCUUCUGGAGGAUUCAGGAAUGCAUUCACCAAAAGCAACGGAAUUUCCAAUUCCAUGGGUAUCUUCCUCUUAUUUUUCUUCCCAGUUUGGGUUUUGAUCGGCUUACUGUAAUUCAACACCAAGUCUUUGCUAGUGUGAGAUGUUUUGUGCUUUUUGUGACUGUGAAUUCGUUGAUCAUUCAUGAAUGAUGAAUCCUUCCAUUGAUGGAUUGAAUUGUUGAAACUUUAAAUGGUAUAUUCUAUGGUUUUGUUUGCU
This is a messenger RNA of Lactuca sativa (garden lettuce), 717 nucleotides long. The record is from RefSeq and is a predicted model, not a curated record. Lineage: Eukaryota; Viridiplantae; Streptophyta; Magnoliopsida; Asterales; Asteraceae.